CUUCCAUCAUUGGCUUGAUAAAGGAGGUGGGCAGAGAUGGCCACUACUAUGGCAGGCAAGAAACUUUCUCUGAACGGUGUGCUGCUGGCCACUCUGCUGAUUACGAACAUGUUCCUUUCAAGGAAGUGUGUAACUUCUUCACCUAUCUGUCCCAAUGGAUCGGACAAUUGCCAGGUCUCCCUGGGGGAUCUUUUUGAUCGCGCCGUCAAACUCUCACACUACAUCCACUCCCUGUCUGCAGAAAUGUUCAAUGAAUUUGAUGAACGCUAUGCUCAGGGCCGAGGGUUUAUUGAAAAGGCCAUUAACAGCUGCCACACUGCCACCUUACCCACUCCUGAUGACAAGGAGGAAGUGCAGCGGAUUCAUCAUGGAGACCUGAUAAACAUAGUGCUGAGCAUGCUCCGUUCCUGGAAUGACCCUCUGCUCCAUCUGGCCUCUGAGGUUCAAAGAAUCAAAGAAGCUCCUGAUACCAUCCUCUGGAAAGCCGUGGAGAUUGAGGAACAAAACAAACAACUUCUGGAAGGAAUGCAGAACAUAUUAGGGCGGGUUCAUUCUAACGAUUUGGGCAACGAAGUUUAUUCUACAUGGUCAGGGCUCCCAUCCCUCCAGCUAGCUGAUGAAGAUUCACGUCUUUUUGCCUUCUACAAUCUGCUGCACUGCUUGCACAGGGACGCCAAUAAAAUUGACAACUACUUGAAAGUCUUGAAGUGUCGCCUUAUACAUAACAGUAACUGUUAAGUAACCUUGACCUCACUUCAUUCAAGCAUUAGAACCUUCAUGCCUGCCGACUUUUAGCUUAUUCCUCUUUUGUUGUACACUUGAUGGAAGAUCUUGUCUGGUGGCACAAGAUUCACAGCCACGCUGGUCUUUCAUUGUUUUGGAUGCAAGAAAUUUGUUUCCAGUUUCUGUUAAAACUACUUUACUGCCUCAUUGUUGCCAUCACAUUGAUAGUCAAGACAAGCAAUAAAAAUUUCAAAUGAUGAGUA
This is a messenger RNA of Sphaerodactylus townsendi, 986 nucleotides long. It is a transcript of the gene PRL, whose product is annotated as prolactin. Gene Ontology annotation, cellular component: extracellular region. The record is from RefSeq and is a predicted model, not a curated record. Gene Ontology annotation, biological process: response to nutrient levels; positive regulation of receptor signaling pathway via JAK-STAT; positive regulation of cell population proliferation. Gene Ontology annotation, molecular function: hormone activity. The transcript has 5 exons. Bases 37 to 738 code for a protein of 233 amino acids. Lineage: Eukaryota; Metazoa; Chordata; Lepidosauria; Squamata; Sphaerodactylidae.